Brachypodium distachyon (stiff brome) is the source of this 1822-nucleotide messenger RNA. RefSeq lists its product as uncharacterized. The transcript is spliced from 4 exons. The coding region runs from base 65 to 1192 and encodes 375 amino acids. NCBI's taxonomy places the organism in Eukaryota, Viridiplantae, Streptophyta, Magnoliopsida, Poales, Poaceae. The record is from RefSeq and is a predicted model, not a curated record. Gene Ontology annotation, biological process: response to abscisic acid; response to stress.
AGCAGCGUUUUGGCUCCUCCUCUCAAGAAUUUCUGGAUUUUUGGUCCCCAGUUCCUGCACAAACAUGAACGAGCUUAGAAAACUAAAGCGUGGAAUCAGCACCAAGCGUGGAGGCGACCACCUCGUCCUCCAACAUAGCCCAAUUCCGCUUGAUGAAUGGGAGGAGCAACAGCGAUAUUGGCCUUCACCACUGCUGGCGCCCCUGGUGAGCCCAUCGCCACGGGCACCGCUGGUGAGCCCUUCACUGAGGACGCUGCAGGUGGGCCCUUCACCACAGGCGCCGCCGGUGAGCCCCACAGGGACACCGCGGACCCCUGGCGGAAGCCAGAAGAAGCCGGUGCUGGGCAAGGUAAAGAGCAAGGCUAAGAAAUGGAUGCACCUUCUGCAUCACAAGAAGAAGCCCGCGCAUGAGGAGAUGAUGAUGUGGACGCCACGGAUCGGGCCCAGCUUGGACGACAACUACGGCACGGGCCCAUCACUACAAAAUGCCGAAGAGCACCUUGGAACCCCAAGCACAGCACUACACCCACCUUCAUUUGCUGAGUUGGCGGACGAACCUGAGGUGUACGUGGAAGCAUCGUCAAGGCAGAAUACGCCAGCACCGAGCCCCAAUGCACGCCAGGAACAACCAUACUUCAAGGUCAGCAGCAGGUUCGAGUCAGAAAUGAAGGAAGCCAAUGAAAUGCUGAUGGAAUCAAAGCAGCUCCGUGUCAAGACAUCCAAGCAGAAGACUGUGACAUUUGCACCAAUAUUAGAAUGCGGGUCAGAAAAUGAAAACAAAGGCUGGAGCAACCAGGAAAUGUCUGAAGUAGCAACUGAUAUAUUCAGAAAUGCAUUUGCUACAAUAUAUCAAGCUGCCCUCCAGAUGGUCUCGAGAAUCCAAGACACAAUGGUAUCAUAUAACAUCGACAGAAGGCACAUGGUAAAGAAGCUAAUAUCAGUCUAUAGAUACCUUAUGUUGAAGCUGGAGCCCGGAGAAGAUGAUAAAGUCCUCGCAGAAGCUAUUACCGAGGCUGUCCUAAAUUUGUUAGAUGCCUGGAGCGAGAAUGUUGAAAGGCCUUUGAUGCAGAGGGCAAAGGAAAUAUCUUCUUGGUUCCAGCAAGAAGGGAGAGAAGAAUUACCUCCUAUUCCACUGUCUACACAUCCCUCUGCUUAUGAAGAUGCAGAAGAGUUUUAUUCAUUAGAGAAUUAACCACUGCUUGACGCAAGAGACCAAGACAUUAUGACACGGCAUCAGUAGAGAGUUGUUCACCUUACAAUAUCUAGACGCUGGAGGCGAAGAUGAAGAGCAUGCCCCAAGUAUACUUUGUUCAUAGAAUUAACAGUACAGUAAGAACGUCUUGCAUGUUAACCAAAAGGACGUUUCUGCAGCUUUGUACAAGAAACAAAAUUUAAAAAGACUGCAAUCUUGAUUGAGUUUCUCUUCGGAUAAACCUCAGUACCAUGAUUGUGUCAGAGAUUUACAUUUUCAAUUAUCAGGAACCACAACAUUGCAGCAUUGGAAAAGAAUCAGAAAUCCUCAAGUGUAGAGAUAUUUAUGGAAACAUCCUCAAGUGUAGAGAUAUUUAUGGAAACAGGCAUAUCUCAUGCCUGUAAAUAAGAAACUGCAACACUCAUUUCACACUUAAUUUGGACACAGCCACAUAUAUGUAGGCGCAAGAAAAUACACGUGUCAAUUUUGGACAAUAAAAAGCGAGCUUCUCUUCAGAAUAUAUUCAUUCAGAUUACAAAAGUACCGAGUUACAUGAUUGUUUGGUCUUGCAACAAUUCACCGGUACAUCCAUACAUAUAUGACCUCUCAACUCUUUAACAGAAACUAUGA